Messenger RNA from Malania oleifera, 2312 nucleotides. RefSeq names its product DEAD-box ATP-dependent RNA helicase 5. Bases 157 to 1995 code for a protein of 612 amino acids. The record is from RefSeq and is a predicted model, not a curated record. NCBI's taxonomy places the organism in Eukaryota, Viridiplantae, Streptophyta, Magnoliopsida, Santalales, Ximeniaceae. Gene Ontology annotation, biological process: rRNA processing. The transcript is spliced from 13 exons. Gene Ontology annotation, molecular function: ATP binding; RNA helicase activity; RNA binding. Gene Ontology annotation, cellular component: nucleolus.
AAUUCUUAGUUUCAUAUUUCUUUCCGUUUCUCAAAAAUUUGAGCCUUAAAAGUUUUAAGACAGUACCUUCUAUUUCUCUUUCCCCGCGCGCAGAACCCUAGUCGCAUCCCAUCGUCCCUCCUUGGCGCGCCGGCUCUGGUUUUGUUCCGUUCAGUAAUGGGUCGUAAAUUAGAAGAAGCUCUCACCGUCAGUGAACCAGAGUCCGUGGGACUCACCAACAACUUCCAAACCAAAACUAAGAAUAAGACAGAAGAAAAAAUGGGGAAGGCGAAGCUGAAGAGGAAGCUUGAAGUGACGGAGCUCGUAGUAGAAAGUCCAGAUAACGUAGAGCCCGACGAGGAGAAGAAAAAGAAGAAGAAGAAGGAUAAGAAACACAACAGAGAGAAGAAAGAGGAGGGUGAAGGAGAUGGGUGUGUAGAGGAGAGAGCAAGUGAUGGGGGCGAGAAGGGAACGGAAAGCCCAGGUGCUAUAGAGAAGACGAAGAAGAAAAAGAAGAAAGAGAAAGGAAGAGAGAGAGAAAGUAAUGGGUGUGCCGAAGAGAGAGAAAUCGAAAACCCAUAUGGUAUGGGGGGCGAAAGCAAGAAGAAGAAAGAGAAAAAAGAGAAGAAAGAGGAGAGUGAAAGUAAUGGAAUUAGGGAGGAAAGAGAAACAGAUGGGGCUGCAGAGGAGAGAGAGUGUGAUGGUGAAGUGGUGGUGACUGGGAAGAACAUUAAACAAUCGAAGUAUGCAGCUCUGAAGUCGUUUGAAGACACCGACCUCUCUGCAGAAGUGCUUGAAUGCUGUAAGGGUUUCAGCAAGCCGUCGCCGAUACAAUCCCAUGCGUGGCCGUUCCUAUUGGACGGUCGGGAUUUCAUUGGGAUUGCAGCGACUGGGUCAGGGAAAACUUUGGCGUUUGGGGUUCCGGCACUAAUGCAUGUUUUAGGCAAGCGGAAGGGCAAAGCGUCAAAGAAGGUGAAUCCACUUUGCCUAGUAAUGUCGCCGACGAGGGAGCUUGCUCAACAAAUAUCAGAUGUUCUUUGUGAUGCUGGGAGACCUUGUGGUGUGAAAACAGUUUGUUUAUAUGGGGGAACUUCGAAAAGACCACAGAUUUCUGCUCUGAAGUUUGGUGUUGACAUUGUUAUUGGCACUCCUGGCCGUUUGAAGGAUUUAAUAGAGGCAGGCAUAUGCUGUCUAAAGGAGGUAUCUUUUGUGGUAUUAGAUGAAGCUGAUCGAAUGCUUGACAUGGGAUUUGAACCUGAAGUACGCUCUAUAUUGAGCCAGACAUGCUCUGAUCGUCAAAUGGUAAUGUUCAGUGCAACUUGGCCUUUGCCAGUUCAUCAAUUAGCUCAAGAAUUCAUGGAUCCAAACCCAGUUAAGGUGGUUGUGGGUUCAGAAGAUUUAGCUGCCAACCAUGAUGUUAUGCAGAUUGUGGAGGUCUUGGAUGAUCGAUCACGUGAUGAACGUCUGAUAAAUUUGCUAGGAAAAUACCACAAGGAUCAAAGGAACAGGGUAUUGGUUUUUGUUUUGUACAAGAAGGAAGCAAGUCGUGUUGAAAAUAUGCUGCAACGAAGGGGUUGGAAAGCUGUUUCCAUACAUGGUGACAAAGCACAACAUGCACGUACAGAAGCACUAACUUUAUUCAAGGAGGGUAGCUGCCCUUUAAUGAUUGCUACUGAUGUUGCUGCUCGUGGAUUGGAUAUUCCUGAUGUUGAAGUAGUGAUAAAUUACAGUUUUCCUCUUACAACAGAGGACUAUGUCCACAGAAUAGGGAGAACUGGACGUGCUGGCAAGAAGGGUGUUGCCCACACAUUCUUCAUGCAGGAAAACAAGGGAUUGGCUGGGGAGCUGGUGAAUGUCCUCAGAGAAGCUGGACAGAUUGUGCCUGCUGCUCUUCUGAAAUUUGGAACUCAUGUCAAGAAGAAGGAGUCCAAGCUUUAUGGAGCUCAUUUCAGAGAAAUUUCUGCUAAUGCUCCCAAGGCAAUAAAAAUUACAUUCGAGAACUCAGAUGAUGAUUAAUUCUUGAGGCUACCUCUACUCUUGCUGGUAGUCUGCAUAAAUAAAAGCCACAUCUAGUGGAAAAUUUUGCAUGUGCAGCUAGAACAGAGAAUGGCAGAUUUUGAGUGUAAAUUACAGAUGGCGUAUCUGUCAUGAUGUAAUUUUUAUAAUUAUUUUUAUUUUAUUUUUUCAGCCUGAAAAUUUAAUGAACUGGCACAAUUUUCAGAGUACUGGAAGACCUAGUAUUUAUUUAUUUUGAUUAGGUAACAUAUCAUGUAUUCUUCUGAUUCUUGAGGAAAUCAGCAAGCAAACUGAAAUAUGAUUUAUAUUUUCUGAUC